Messenger RNA from Nymphaea colorata (pocket water lily), 2041 nucleotides. Its product is annotated as peroxisomal membrane protein PEX14. The record is from RefSeq and is a predicted model, not a curated record. Gene Ontology annotation, biological process: protein import into peroxisome matrix, docking. The transcript is spliced from 12 exons. Gene Ontology annotation, cellular component: peroxisomal membrane; peroxisomal importomer complex. Gene Ontology annotation, molecular function: signaling receptor binding. Lineage: Eukaryota; Viridiplantae; Streptophyta; Magnoliopsida; Nymphaeales; Nymphaeaceae. The coding region runs from base 328 to 1872 and encodes 514 amino acids.
CUUUUCUUUUUUCUGCUUCUUGCGAGUGACAGUGGGGGAGGGACGGCGGGAGAACAGAAUCGGUGGUCGAGAAAGAACCCCUAGAGUUCGUGGAGGGGUUUUCGAAGCCCUUUUGCUUUUUCCGAAGAAGCUCCAAUCUCUAAGAUUUAUUUCAUCAUCGCGGAGGUUGGAACAACUACAUGCCGGCAAGAAUCAAGGCCUUCGUUCCCUUGAACUGAACAGCAAAGUACGCGUUUGGAACAACCCGAAUCAUAACAAAUUGUCUAUGUGGGCAAGUUGGAGAGACAGGAUUGACCUGACUUAGAGCUUGAAAAAGAAACUGGGAGCAUGGGAAGCGAGUCUGCUGCACAGCCUAAUCUAGCAAAUGGCUCUGAAUCAGUGAUGAAAUUGGAAGAGGAUAAUCAACAUGCUACAGGGGAGUCCUUAAAAGAAAAUAUUGAAAAUCCAGCUUUUGUGAAUACAAUACCUUUGAGAGAGGAUCAAGUCCAGAAUGCCGUGAAAUUUCUGUCACAUCCAAAGGUUAAAGGUUCUCCUGUCAUCUACAGGCGUUCUUUCCUCGAAAAGAAAGGCCUGACAAAGGAGGAAAUUGAUGAAGCCUUCCGGCGUGUUCCUGAUCCACCUUCCAAUGUUUCAAGCGCUCCUGUGACUUCAACCCAAGAUGCCCAGUCGCAGCCUCCAUCAGUACCACAGCCUCAGCUUGCUGUUCAAACUUCAAAACCUUCAACUGUACCCCCUGGUGUUACUACGUCAGCCUCAAAAACGUCUCUUCAUUGGUCCCAUGCCCUUCUUGCUGUGGGACUGCUUGCUGCAUCCGGAGCUGGGACUGGUGUGCUUGUUAAGACUGUAAUCGUCCCCAGGUUGAAAGCAUGGAUACGUAAAGUUGUAUCGGAAGAUGAAGAUUCUGGAAAGCAGAAGAAUUCAAGACCAGAUGCAAUUGAAGAAGCUGUAGCUGCUGCUAAAGCAGCAGCAGCUGCUGCAGCAGAUGUAGCAAAGGCAAGUCAUGAAAUACUGACUGCUAGAAAUGAAGAGAGGAAGUACUUUGACCUGGUUACAAAGCUUCUGGAUACACAAGUAGGGGAAAUGAAGUCUAUGCACCAUGCACUUCGUAAAAUGGAAGGAACAAUUGACAAUUCUCUCACAGUCAACAAGCAGACAGAGGAAAAACUGCAUACAGAAUCAUUUACCGCAUCAAAACCUGCAGCAUCUGCAUCUAUGGAGUCUGCAGCUGCUCCUCCACAUCCAAAAUCCUAUAUGGAUAUAGUCGCAAUGUUGCAGAGAGGUGAGAAACCUCCUAAUAUUCAGGAAAUUGACGAUAGACCACCAAACCCGAAUCAGCCACUACCAAAUCCCCGUAUCUUGCCAAAACCUAAGCCGUGGGAGGUCAAUCAGACACGAACCACUUAUGAAGUUAAGCCAGUAUCAGGACUUGAGUCCAAUGGAUCUGCUCAUUUGAAUGGUGGAAGAUUAGCUGGUUCGACUGUUGACUAUUCUGAGCCUUCAUGGCAGCGAAAGACCGUGAAAAUCAGUGAGAUAGAGCCUGAAAGAGCGCAGAUGCAGAUGGCUGAUGAGGUGACACUAGAUGACAGGCCAGUUCACCGAGGUUGGGUUCCACCUCCGCCACCGCCUUUCGCCAUGCCUGAAGCUGCUGAUGCUAUCCGUCGGCCAAAAUCCUUGAUUCCUAAGGAGCAGAUGGUUCCACAUUCUGGCGUCACGGAAGAGAUAGAAACCUUAGGAACCCAUUCUUCUUCUGUUGUUUCUGAGCUCAAGGAGGUCGCAGAGUUGCAGAAAGCAAACGUGGAGACAUCUCACAUGAUUUCAAGUGGCAGCAGCUCGUACAGCCCAGAGAUUGAAGAAAGCGUGGCUGGAUCGUGAAGGGAGACGUCUUGGUGAUAAAUAGAAAAGCAGUUUGAGUUAUGAUCCUCGUGCUUUGCAACUUUCUGCAACAUCCUGUAUCUUGUGGAUCUCUUUGUAAGACUGAGAAAUCCUUAUUAUAGAACAAAAUAAAAGAAGUGUCAUAACUCAGAGUUUUCACCCUCAAAAA